CUACAGUACUAUCGGAUCGGAGGCAAGGUUGGGCCUUGUUCUUGUUGUUCGCCAGCUUUAGCGUCUGGGCCUUGGGGAUCUGCUGAAAUAUUCGAGGAUUUGUUUGCCAUUGCAUGAUCCUAACAAAUCAUCUUUGGUUGCAGAUGAGGUAAAGUUGAGCUUUCCCUCUAUCCCCCAAUGGAACCUUUAGAUGAAUCCUCACCUCCCAAGCGACGACUUUCUCAGCCGGUCGACAUCACCCCAACAAAUAUCACAUUUGAUCACGAUGCAUGGGAUAUUGCCGAUGCCUUCCCCGAUGUCAUUAGGGACAUUGAGUCAAGUUUAAAAGAAGCAAAGCCAGACAGCGCAGCAGCCUUGCUCGGAUUGGAUAUAGAUUUAGACGACAACGAUCAUUUCCACAGAUUAGUUGGAUCAACAUAUCGAGACGUAGUGGUUAAGGUUGAAGUUGAUGAUUCUCCUAUGAUAGAGGACACUGGAGAAUGCUUCCAACCAGAUAGUAGAAUAAAAGAGGAACCACCAGAUGGUAGAAUAAAAGAGGAACCACCAGAUGAAGAAGAAGUAAAUAGAGUAAAAGAAGAAAGAGUAGAAGAAUUGAAUCUUGAAUCCAGUGUGAAGAUUGAAGUCAAUGAUUCUAUGAUGGAGGAAACAGAAGACCCAUUUCAUCUUGAACGAAGAGAAGAAUUACAAGAAGAGGAUGAGGAAGAAAGAGGAAACAAAGAAAGAUUAGAAGAGAUAGAGGAUGAUGGAGUGAUUCCAGAAGAAGAUAAUGAAGGAUGGAUGGAUGAUGGAGCGAGUGAUGAAGAAAUGGUAGUUCUUGAUGAAGAUGGCGAUGAUGAAGAGGAGGAGGAAAACCAUGACAUUGGUGAUGAAUUCUUACAAUUGAAACAUUCCACAAGUGAUCGUGGCAGUCGUAAAAACGUCAAAACAAACAAUACUAGUGAUUUAUCACAUAGAAACAAUUCAAAGACUACAAGUGAUGCAGGAGGAAGCAUCACAGAGGAUACCCAUGGUGAGGAUGGUGAUGAUGUAGAAGAGGAAGGAGAGGAGGAGGAAGAAGGAGAGAUGAUAGAUGAUGAGUGGGAUUCUGAUAGUGAAGGUGAUCUUGAUGCUCUUCUAGACGAGGGAUUACCAGAGCAGUACAAACAGAGUAAAGGUGAUGGUACGCAGCAAGGGAAAGGAAGGAAGAAGGCUGGAGAGGCAUGGAGGAAGGUCCUUACUCAAGGUGCUCUCCCUGAAGGUCUUAUAGGAGUCAAGGAAAAAACAGUACUUAAGAGACGAGGUCAAGAGCCUUUAGAAGGUUUACCUGAUGGUUGGGUGAGAAUCAGUCAUCAAUGUGGGAUGCCUCUUUAUCUCCAUCGACCUUCAAGAGUAUGUACCUGGUCAAGACCUUACCUUCUAGGCUCAGGUAGUGCUAGGCGCCACCGUGUUCCAGUAGCUGCUAUACCCUGUAUGCAUUACAGUCGUGCCCUGGAGAAAGAGAAGAAGGGAGAAUCAGAAGCCAAAGACAUAAAGACAAUACCUUCAGAUCUUCCUAAUGGAGAUUUACCUGAUCAGCCGUCCACCUGUCCUAAAGGAGAAAAUAACCAGACCAAUCCUGAUACUGAGAUGAAAGGACAAGAAUCUAAAGGAGAGGUGUCAAAGUUUAAAAAGAAUCGCGUUCAUAUAUGUGAAGAUGAUUCUGUAGAUGUUAAGGAUCUUCAAGAGUACUUAUCUAGAAUAUUCCAGUUUGAAAAAAUAGCCAUCAAGAGAUUCAAAUCUUGGGCAUCAAGAAGAAAAUACACCAAAGCAGUAAAAAAUAAAGAACGACCUCAAUUUCCUGGAGGUCCUAAGGUGUUACGAUGUCAGCUUGAAGGAAAUACCGGCAGAGAAUUUGUAAUCAAUGCUCAGGAUAAGACCCCAGUAUGUAUUCUUCAUGAGUAUGCACAGAGAGUCAUGAGAACCCAACCUCAGUAUGUCUUUGGAGAGAGCAGGAAUGCUAGUGCUCCAUUUGAAGCUGUAGUUGAGAUCAAAGGUGUGAAGUAUGGUAGAGGAGAAGCGACCAGUAAAAGAUUAGCUAAAGCUGAAGCAGCAAAGAAAACUUUAGAUAUCUUAGUACCAGAACUCAUCUCAGACUUUAAAGAAAAGGCACCAUCCGAUACAGAGUAUUUUGACCAUGUAGCUAUUGAUGAUAUAAGGAUCUAUGAUCUAUGUAUGAAGGCAGGACAACUCACUCCAUGGCAGGUUCUUCAAGAAUAUAUACAAAGGAGUCAUGGUAUGGCCGAUACAAAGUUCAGUAUGAAUAUAAAACUCAAAGAUCAUCAACGUAGUGAAUACACUCUCACCCUAGGUCCACAUAAAGUAACGGGAAUGUGCAAAAAUAAAGCCAAUGGAAAACAGCAAGGAGCUCAGAAGCUAUUAAAACAACUCCAUCCUGAGUUAAGAAGUUGGGGAGCUAUCAUCAAGAUGUAUGGAAAGGGAUCAAGUGAGAUCAAUAGAGAGAAGAAGGAAGCUGAACUGAGCGUGACAGGACUGACUCAUAACACACCCAGAGCUAAACCAAACAGAAAGAUCCUGAAUAAACUUCGCCUUGAGAUGAUGAAGACUUACGGAGAGAAGAAUUGGUUGGAUGAGGAGGUGGAGAGACAGAAGAAACAAGGAGAAGAUGGAGAACAAGACAUGGAAGAGGAAAAUAAAAUGGAGUGUUCUUAAUCAAUGUUGGUGCUGCUGUAUUAAUGCUAGUCUGAGAGGUAAAUUGUCACUAGGUGUACACUCACUUGGUCUACUUUCCCUUUGCUUUCCUCCCACAUGCCAUGGUCUAAUCAAAGUUCGUCUAUCACCAAUUCAUCUAAUCACCAUUUGAUCUAAUACCCACUUAGCCACUUUUACCCCUUUGUCUAAUACCCAAUUAUCCCCUUUUACCCCAAAUUUUCAGUAGGGCUAAACCCAUUGGCCAUAUUCUGAUAGCAGGUUUAACUUAAACUCAGGUUUAAAGUUGUGG
Molecule: messenger RNA, 2977 nt
Organism: Lytechinus variegatus (green sea urchin)
Lineage: Eukaryota; Metazoa; Echinodermata; Echinoidea; Temnopleuroida; Toxopneustidae
Product: microprocessor complex subunit DGCR8-like
Exons: 16
Coding region: 178-2688 (836 amino acids)
Biological process (GO): primary miRNA processing
Cellular component (GO): microprocessor complex
Molecular function (GO): primary miRNA binding; double-stranded RNA binding; heme binding
Source: RefSeq, a predicted model, not a curated record